GGGUGUUAACGUAAUAUCAAAGAAUUGGUUUUUUUUUGGCUUUCAACAAAAUGCCUUUAAUUCAACGUAGCCUCUUUUCGGAUCGCUACAAUGGGAAACACGAGCGUUUCUACGACCGCUACGAUGAAGUAUUCCGGCGUAUACCCAACAUGCCCCCAAUGCCGCGUCCAGCUGCCCACACCACCAAUGGCCAUUCGGCCAAGUCCAGUGGCAGCAGCGAUAAGGCCAAUAACAAGGUUGUCUUUCAUUAUGGGACCGAUAGGCUCGGCAGCAACACGGACUGGCGUGCCGGGGACGACAUACCCAUUGUGGUGCGCCGCGAAAUGGAGGAGGAAUACAAUAUUCAAUUGAUGCCGCAUGCUACAAAUACGGGCGGAGAGUUCAGCCACACCAUCUGGGAGAUUGAGCACACGGCCGAGCAGGAUCUGAGCAUUGCCAAAGGCAAGAAGCCCAAGACUGUCAUCCUAGAGAAGAAAAUGGACAACAUCAAGGUGCUGGCCAAGGGCAGCUCUAAGCCGAUCGACAUCAAAAUGGAGACCGACUUGGAUAUCUGCAUGGAUGAUGAAAUUAAUUCUGCCCCACCACAGCCGCCAAUCAAGAUGGAGAUCGACCCGCCAUUGGCCGAAUUGCACGCCAAGGUCUUUGAGCCGCCAGAGCCGAUCAAGAAAGCAGAUCGCCGUCGUACCAAACAGCCCGGUGAGAUGUUUGAGUGCAAGGAGUGCAUCAAGAAAUUUGAGCACUCCUGGAUGCUCGUCGCCCACCAGCGCGUCCACACUGGUGAGAAGCCCUUCGUCUGUCCCGAGCAGACCUGCCAGAAGUCCUUUGCUGAUCGCUCCAAUUUGCGUUCGCAUCAGCGCACCAUGGGCCACCACAGCUGGGACCAUCAGUGUGGCCAGUGCGGCAAAUACUUCAGCCAGGAGUGCUACCUAAAUCGCCAUACUCUCGAUGCUUGUCGCAAGUACUUGCUAUCCAAUAUGCAUAAGAAGUAUUAGAAGUCGGUUCUAUAAGACUCUUGCUGCUGGUUGUAAACCUUUUUUAUAGGCUUUUUUUGAAUGGCCCUUAAUUCCACUCCACCUCACGAUAGGAUUUGAUUUCAACUAGAAUUCCAAGAUAUUCAGACAGUUCACAAUAUUUGUAAAACAUUUUUUGAACUCGCUUUUAAAUAG
This is a messenger RNA of Scaptodrosophila lebanonensis, 1166 nucleotides long. RefSeq names its product zinc finger protein 69 homolog. The transcript has 3 exons. The record is from RefSeq and is a predicted model, not a curated record. Gene Ontology annotation, molecular function: RNA polymerase II cis-regulatory region sequence-specific DNA binding; DNA-binding transcription factor activity. The coding region runs from base 51 to 992 and encodes 313 amino acids. Gene Ontology annotation, biological process: regulation of transcription by RNA polymerase II. NCBI's taxonomy places the organism in Eukaryota, Metazoa, Arthropoda, Insecta, Diptera, Drosophilidae.